Chelonia mydas (Green sea turtle) is the source of this 3521-nucleotide messenger RNA. RefSeq names its product solute carrier family 1 member 1 (gene SLC1A1). The transcript has 13 exons. Gene Ontology annotation, cellular component: plasma membrane. Lineage: Eukaryota; Metazoa; Chordata; Testudines; Cheloniidae. Gene Ontology annotation, molecular function: glutamate:sodium symporter activity; L-cysteine transmembrane transporter activity; L-glutamate transmembrane transporter activity. Gene Ontology annotation, biological process: L-glutamate transmembrane transport. The coding region runs from base 106 to 1689 and encodes 527 amino acids. The record is from RefSeq and is a predicted model, not a curated record.
GCAGCCACACGGGCGGAGCGGCAGCGGCAGCGGCAGGAGGCGCCGAGCUCCCAGCGCAGCAGCUCGCCCCGCGCACCCCGCCGCAGCUCAGCCCGUGCCGCCGCGAUGGCGAGGAAAGGCAGGAGGGGCUGCGACUGCCAGCGCUUCCUGAGGAACAACUGGCUGCUGCUCAGCACGGUCUGCGCCGUGGUGCUGGGUAUUGGGGUAGGAGUUCUAGUACGAGAAUAUGGCAAGCUCUCCAACCUGGACAAGUUCUACUUUGCAUUUCCUGGAGAGGUUCUGAUGAGAAUGCUCAAACUCAUCAUUCUACCCUUGAUCAUAUCAAGCAUGAUUACAGGUGUUGCUGCUUUGGACUCCAAUGUUUCUGGGAAGAUUGGUUUGCGUGCCGUUGUAUAUUAUUUCUGCACUACAGUCAUAGCUGUAAUUCUAGGGAUUGUGCUAGUUGUGACCAUCAAACCUGGGGUAUCUCAGAAAGUUGAUGAAAUUGACAGAACGGGCAGCACUCCUGAAGUCACGACAGUGGAUGCCAUGCUAGAUCUGAUUAGGAAUAUGUUCCCAGAAAACCUCGUCCAGGCUUGUUUUCAACAGUAUAAAACCAAACGUGAAGAAGUGAAACUUACAAAUGAACUGGAAAAAAACAGCACUGCGGUUACAGAAGAGCCUGUCACAAUUGUCAUGACAACAGAGGCUUUGGAGAACAAAACCAAAGAAUACAAAAUAGUGGGCAUGUAUUCCGAUGGCAUUAAUGUGCUGGGCUUGAUUGUCUUUUGUAUUGUCUUUGGAAUUGUUAUUGGGAAAAUGGGAGAAAAGGGACAAGUUCUGGUGGACUUUUUCAAUGCACUGAACGAUGCUACAAUGAAAAUUGUUCAGAUAAUCAUGUGGUAUAUGCCACUUGGCAUUUUGUUCUUGAUUGCUGGGAAGAUAAUAGAAGUUGAGGACUGGGAAAUCUUUCGCAAACUGGGUCUUUAUAUGGCUACAGUAUUAAGCGGACUUGCAAUCCAUUCCGUUGUAGUUCUGCCACUGAUCUACUUAAUCACAGUAAGGAAAAACCCUUUCCGGUUUGCCAUAGGGAUGGCUCAGGCACUUCUGACAGCCCUCAUGGUCUCCUCCAGUUCAGCAACUUUGCCUGUCACCUUUCGCUGUGCAGAAGAAAAAAACCAUGUCGACAAAAGAAUUACCAGAUUUGUUUUACCAGUCGGAGCUACAAUCAACAUGGAUGGAACAGCACUCUAUGAAGCCGUGGCAGCUGUGUUUAUUGCACAGCUUAAUGACUUUGAUUUGGAUGUUGGCAAAAUAAUUACCAUUAGUGUCACAGCGACUGCAGCCAGCAUCGGAGCUGCAGGGGUCCCUCAGGCUGGACUAGUCACCAUGGUGGUUGUGCUGAGUGCAGUUGGGCUACCUGCUGAAGAUGUUACCCUUAUCAUAGCAGUUGACUGGCUUCUGGACCGGUUCAGAACAAUGAUAAACGUCCUUGGAGAUGCUUUUGGUGCAGGGAUUGUGGAGAAGCUCUCCAAAAGAGAGCUAGAGCAAAUGGAUGUCUCUUCUGAAGUCAACAUAGUCAAUCCUUUUGCCUUGGAAACAACAAUACUCGAUAAUGAUGAACCGGAGACCAAGAAAUCCUACGUCAAUGGAGGUUUUGCCGUAGAUAAAUCUGACACCAUAUCAUUCACCCAGACAUCACAGUUCUGAAGCCUACAGUUCCACUGACACUGAAGGAUAAUUAAGAAAAAGCUAAUAACAAACUUGAGUAUAUUUAAUUUAAUACACAGACUUCCGUUUUUUCCCCCCACUGUUUGGAUUCGCAGCAUUUGGUCCCUGUGGACAAGUUGAUGAGAAGGCAUUAAGGCAAGUUGUAAAAUAUGUCAUUUUUUAAUCAUGUAAGAUGGAUGAGGCUUUGGAAUGCCUGUUUGGAAUCAUCUAGCUCAUAAACUGGAUGUUAGAACCAGGCCAGUGAAAUGAAGCAAAUGUGCUUCUCUCGGGCAAACUGCAGUGUUUCACACCUCUCUUCCAUUCUACCACUCAGUGUAUGGAGUUCUUGUUAAUAUUUUUGCCUUUCAUAUUUUUACAAAUGACACUGCAUAUAAAACACCUACUGUAACUUGAUAAUGUGCCAAAUUGUUCAUUUCUGCAGCUAGUUUGAACAACACAUGGGGCAAACAGUUUUAGAAAGAAAACAGGCCUUAAGGGUUCUGCAAUAAGUGUUUUAACGUUUAUGAGGUUUUACGUUGCUUUUACUUUAAUCAUUAUGGAUGUUGGACGUUAUUGGUCAAGGAAAAGCUUCUAAUGUUAUGUAGUUGAUUUUCCCCGCCCCAUGAAUUCCACCAGAGAGCAGAACUGAACUCUGCGGGUAAAGCAAAUUGCUACAGGUUUGCUCUUCUUAUACUUGAAUAAAUUAUUGCAAAGUGAAACUCUCUGCCAACUUAGGUCCACUUUGACAGUUUAUUAAAACAUCUCCAUUGGAAGUAGCAAGAAGACAGCUUUGGUAUUGUCUAUUUUUUAUUUUAGGCUAGUAUUUCUCAGCUGCAGGGCAGGCGGAGAUCAGGAAGAUGAAAAUAGCUACUCAUAGGGUGACUUCCAAAUCUUUUCUGUUCGGAAAAAGGACAUAAUAUCAAGUGUAGAUGAGGUUGGUUUGUUUGCUCCUUGGUUUAAUUUAUUGGUUGAGCAUGUGUAAUUUUGCAGCUGCAAAAGCCCUAGACCCCACCAUUUCAGUGCCAAGCCCUAUCUUGUCAAAGUAUCUGGACUAAGGAACCCAUAUGUUCUAGUGACUUGUUAUACAAAGUGACAACAUCACCAUGGGCUUCUUCAUAAACACAUUCCAUAAUGUCAAGCAUUCUAUACAAUGCUGGAUAUGAUAUUUCCAUGGUGCAACAUCAUUCCCCGGAGGGAGGAAUCGCUGUUAAGAACAAACUGUUUGCCUUGCACAUCUAUGUCGUGUCGACCAUCUGACUUGCAAGGCAAAUUAAAAUUUAUACCCAAGAGUCUCUUUUUCUUAAAUAAGCUUAUAGUAAACAUAAAAUUGCAUUUACAUGCUGUCAAAAAUAUUCAGGUUCCUGGAUUGUUAGAUAGUAAAUUCAAUCCUACCCUUUUGUAGUUACGUAAACUGGGAAAUGUGCCAAAGAGAACUGAGAAGAAAAUAAUCCUUACGGUAGGUUUUGAUAAAUUGCACCUUAAAUUAAAUCAGCGAGACAUAAUCCUGUAUGUAUUUAAAAUAAACAUUGUAAACUAUGACACAGUGUGACUCUAAAGUAAAAAUACUGAUAUGUUUAUACAAAAUAAAGGAGUGUACAAAUUAAGUAAAUCAAUGCUUUACCGUGUGCAGAACUAGUAUAUAAAAUCUUCAUUUGUACAGCUUUGUUAAUAGAAGAAAAAAACCCACCAGUUUCCAUAGUUGUCUAUUGUGUGCUUUGCUUUUUUUUUUUUAAUAUAUUUUUUUUAUUUUAAAGUCUUUUUAGUAACCAGCUUCUUAUAAGGCACUAUGGAUACUGUUCCCAUUGUGAUCUAAAUAAAUAUUUAUUUCAUUC